UUUCCCACAACAAAAAUAAUAGUUAUAAUAAUUAGGUUUUAUUUUCUUUUUUUAGUUGUGAGAUGGCUUCCUCAUCCUCGUCCCCAGAUAGUUGUUUUACGGUGUCACAGGAAGAAUUCAACAUGUUUCACACCAUCGACCGAACUCUUUUCGCUCGGAUGGUCUUUGGACUCGGACGAGACCCGGACGAGUCGGUUCGAGUAAUGGGAUUGUGGCUUUGGCUUGAACAAAAUGGUGAAGAGUUUAAUUUGGUGUAUAAGAUGUUGAGUUUACCGGACGCUUUGAUUGAUGCAUUGUCGGAUGAAACCGUCAUGUCGUUGGCUUGUAUAGAUAACGACAAAUUUCCAUUUGAACCGGAUUCGACCGUCGAUAUUCCUCUCAUUCAACACGUUUCUAAAACCCCGGUUUCUCUCCGGUUCUUCCACGAAAACCGGCUCGCAAUCCUCCGUGGCGUUACCAAGAUUUGUAAAGAUAUUUGCCAUAGAGCCUUUUUUGAUAUUCUCCACACGCUCCAAACCCAGCGCGUGAUUUCACGCGCCACCGUUCCCUCCUUUCCCGCUGUCCACGGCGGCGCCCGUGGACGGUUUCUUGCAGCGGCUCCGGCGAGUAAAUUCGGCGGGCAGAAUUUUGGGUUCGUUGGUUUGAGAGGGGAGAGUUCGACGACGGCGGUUUCGGCGGCGACGGUGACGGCAAUUCAGAGUGGAAUGGCUGGUUUGAAGUUAAAGGAAGAAGAGAGGGAGGCGAUUCCGGCGGAUGAGAGGACGAUUUUCCUGACUUUCUCGAAAGGAUACCCAAUUUCUGAAGAAGAAGUUAGAGAUUAUUUUGGCAGAAGAUAUGGGGAUUUCAUAGAGAACAUUCAUAUGCAAGAGGCACAGCCGCCGGAGCAACCGCUGUACGCGUUGCUGGUGGUGAAGAUGGAGUCCUCCAUCGACGUCGUCCUCGAAGGAAGAACCAAAGCUAAAUUUUCCAUCAAUGGCAAACAUGUAUGGGCACGAAAAUAUGUUCGUAAAAUUCCGAACAGGUCCUCUCUUAGACCUUCUCCGCCGCCCUCUCCGCUGCUAUUUCCAAUUAUGCCUCCUUCCAACUUUCCUCCGUCGCCCGCUCCGUAAUCGACUCGACUCCUCCAUCGCUCUCACUUUUAUCUUUAUUACUAUUACAGUGUACAAAAAAAUAUCAUCCUAUGCUCUGUACUAAACUAUAAUGCAUAUAGUUUUAUUUUUUUUUCU
Molecule: messenger RNA, 1226 nt
Organism: Benincasa hispida (wax gourd)
Lineage: Eukaryota; Viridiplantae; Streptophyta; Magnoliopsida; Cucurbitales; Cucurbitaceae
Source: RefSeq, a predicted model, not a curated record